ACAAAUCUCUUGAGCUUUGUUAUAGCGCGCGGCGCAUUACAUCCCAACUUAAGGUUGGUUGUACUGUACGUAUCAGAUGAAUACUGAGUACUACAUUGUAGCUUUUGUUUCUUAUUUGAGUACACCACGUCUUUCUAACUAGAUGGACUGCACUACUCUAGAUCUGACGAGCUAAGCCAUCUGCUACGUUAGUUUCAUGGUCUGAUCAGUUACUACUUGAAGCAGUUUACUUCUAUUUUCCCGACGAGUGUAUUUUUCUAAGGUGAUCGAACACUAGAAAUCAUAAUGCACAGUACUCCUUUUGGCCAAGAAAACAAUCUCUAGCAAACACCCUACGAAAGGUGGUGGUGAACAAUUGCCGCUAAUGUCUAGGGCCUUUCCCGGACCGAUUUUUGGGCAGCCUUGGAUAGGCCUACUUUCAACAGCUUGUAAUAUGGAACGUCUAAGCAUUCUAUAUCUGUAGGGGCGCGCGAGACGUGGUUCACAUUCCAGACGGCACUGAUAUCAGAACGACAAAAGUCAUCAAGGUUUCAUGCAGAACUUUUGGAACUGCAAUAUGGACUUGACAAUUAGCGCCCUGUGGAUGGCAUUAGCUCUUUUUUUCAUCACUACAGUACUCACCAAAAUUGCAAAUGGAAGAAUCACCUAUGAUCCUGUGUGUACACUACCACCUCCACCUGAGGUGAGGGGUAUUGCUCUUUUGAGACUCUUACCUACUCUGUGUACAAAGGGCCCUGAAGCAACAAUGCAUGAUUUGUAUAAUAAGUUCGGCAGUAUCUUCACAAUUGGCUUUGCUGUAGAUUACAAUACUCGAAUGGAGCAAACUCGUUUCCUUGUUGAGUCUCUGAGGCCAGCGCAACUAAGAAGCUAUGUUGAUCCCAUGCUUCAGGAAGUGGAGAAAUAUUUCGCAAAAUGGGGAGAAGAAGGGGUAGUCGAUCUGAAACAUGAAUUUGAGGAACUACUUAUGUUGAUUUCAAGUCGAUGCCUUGUCGGAAAAGAGGUCAGAGAGAAGAUGUUUGGCCAGUUCUGCAAAUUGUUUCAUGAAAUUGAGGAAGGUGUGAACUUUGCCAGUUUCAUGUUCCCAUACAUCCCUAUUCCAGUAAAUCGUCGGCGUGACAGAGCACGGAUCAAGCUUACAGAAAUACUAUCUGAGGUUGUUAGGUCACGCAAGAGCUUCAAGCGUGUCGAGGAGGAUGUGCUCCAGAGAUUUAUUGAUUCAACAUACAAAGAUGGCAGGGCCACAACCAUAGAAGAAGUCAGCGGGAUGAUCCUUGCCUUGAUCUUUGCGGGAAAGCACACAAGCGCAACGACUAGCACGUGGACUGGAGCUUGCCUUUUGAGCCAUGAGAAUUUCUUAGAUGCUGCUUUAGAGGAGCAAAAGUGUAUAAUUGGAAAAUACAAUGACAAGAUAGACUACCGUAUAUUGUCAGAGAUGGGCACUCUGCACAACUGCAUCAAAGAGGCGGCACGUAUGCACCCUGCAUUGCCGACGUUAGUCCGCCAAGUAAAAAAGAAUAUCAUCGUUCGCGGAAAAGAGGGCAAUGAAUAUGCCAUCCCCAAAGGUAACAUCUUAGUAAACCUUGUAAUGGUGAACGGUAUGUUGCCACACAUUUACAAGGACCCUGAGGUGUUUGAUCCAGAUCGAUUUCGUCCUGGAAGGGAGGAGGACAAAGCUGGUGGUAAAUUCUCUUACACGUCUUUCGGUGGUGGCAGACAUGCAUGUGGUGGCGAGGCUUAUGCCUACAUGCAAAUUAAAAUUAUAUUUAGCCAUAUGCUGAGGAAUUUUGAACUCAAGCUCAUUUCUUCUUUUCCCAAGCCAGACUGGACCAAGUUUAUGCCAGAGCCUAAAGGGAAACUCAUGGUGAGCUACAAAAGAUUUCAGCUGCCUAGCAACUAAGAUAUUUCAUAGGCCUCAACGCGUAUUUUCGUGGAUGUAUCUUUGUGUGCGUGUAGCUUUCCUACGGGCUAAGGCAACGGGUAUUGUUACUUCAGUCAUGUGUUUACUUUGACAUCAGCUACAAUUUAUUCAACCGUUUGGCCGGUAGUCCUAGGCGGUCCUAUUAUGUAAAAGUUCAAAAAUAACGAAGGGAGUGUAUUCUUGUUUA
This is a messenger RNA of Lolium perenne, 2105 nucleotides long. NCBI's taxonomy places the organism in Eukaryota, Viridiplantae, Streptophyta, Magnoliopsida, Poales, Poaceae. The record is from RefSeq and is a predicted model, not a curated record.